AAUAUUUCCUGAAAACUGUGUGUAUAAAAAACAUACAGAAAUUAAUUUUGUUCUCUUAUCAUAGCAAAUGCAACCCACCGAGGCAUAAAAUCUUUCAUGUUUAUUUGUUCUGUAUACCUCCAUUACAUAGACCCCUGGAAACACUACAGUACACUCAAGAGAGAAAGUUGAAUGCAAAAUACUCUGCUCUGAAUAGAUUGUCAUUCUAUUUAAGUAUGCUGUUGCAUUGAAAAGUGUUUUGUGUGAUUUUGAUUUCCAGUUUUUUGGGCUCAACAGAAUGAGGAAUACGCCAAAAGUACAAAUAGUUAUUUUUCUUUGUGGUGUGAUGGUUUGUACGUUUCUUUGGAAUUAUCUUUCUCUUAAAAUUGUACUAACUGGACGAGAUUUUACUGAAAAAUAUGAUCGAAAUCCAAGUUAUCCGUGGGAGGGAGACCCAGAAUGUGAACAUUUUGUUGUCCAGUUGGCAGAAAGAGACACUCUAUUAAAUUGGCCAUUGACCUCCUUCCCGGGAAGCGGGAUCACAUGGACAAGACAACUAAUCGAAGGAGUCACUGGAAUUUACACAGGAUCAGUAUAUGAAGGUGAUCCCUCACCUGUUAAAUCAAAAAGAAGUCGCAUUGUAACGGAUGAUCCACGAUGUGGCUGUACCAUUAUGGAUAAGGAUCAUGAAGCAACUCUUAAUAACGGGCUUUGGCACUAUUUUCAAUUGCUUCAUCGUGAGGGUUUAGGAGGACUAAUACACCAACAGUACGACAGACGCGGUGUCCUGCUUCUGAGAAACCCAAUGGAUGUUGUUUUCACCUUCCGUAAUUGGGCAUACAGUGGAAAAGUAGGUAUUGCCCCACCAGAAGCGUUCACGGGUCCAUCAUGGGAUGAAACAAUAGAUUUCGUUGCCUACGUAUGGGCAGAUCAUGCAAUCCGCUGGAUAGAGCAAAUAGAAAAGGGCACUGUAAUCUUUUAUGAGAAAUUGCUUGGUAGCAAUGCGGAUGUUGAGAUUGAAAGACUUCUUCAUGCAAUAAGUUUUUUUCCAGUGGACCGUGAAAGAUUGAAGUGCACCAUUAAACAUCGAAAUCGCACGGAUCACAAACGCUUGAAUAAUCCAAGAUUCUUUCUGGAGCCUCAACAUCAAAUGAAAAUGAUGAAAUCUAUUCAUAAAGUACAGGAAAGCUUGCGAAGAAGAAAUUGGCCCAGACUUCCCGUAUAUUUGUUUGACUUCCACAAUCCCGAUGACAGAAAACCGUAAAAUUUACAAAAGUGUCAUUUUCCCUUCUCUUCUCCCAUAGUCUUCUGGGUGGACUUUGUUUACAUUUCGACUAUUUAUUUUUUUUUACUGCUCCAUAGGUUUCACAGGUGGAUAGCAAAAUUGUUUGUCUUUGCACCAGUUAAAUGAAAUAGUUAUACCCUAUGUUAUUUUAUUGCGAUACAAAUCAAUAAUGA
Daphnia pulex (common water flea) is the source of this 1437-nucleotide messenger RNA. RefSeq names its product WSC domain-containing protein 1-like. The transcript is spliced from 5 exons. The coding region runs from base 278 to 1243 and encodes 321 amino acids. The record is from RefSeq and is a predicted model, not a curated record. Lineage: Eukaryota; Metazoa; Arthropoda; Branchiopoda; Diplostraca; Daphniidae.